AUGGAGUUAGCUAACAUCACGUCAUUCCUCCUUUUUGCAGCUCUGAUUUACAAAAUUGCUCGCUUAUGGCUAAGGAACAAUGGCCCUUCCCUGGGUAAGAGACUGCCCCCAGGCCCACCAAGAUGGCCCAUUGUUGGCAACCUUCUCCAGUUAGGCCAACUGCCUCACAGAGACUUAGCUUCCUUUUGUGAGAAAUAUGGGCCCUUGGUCUACCUUAGGCUUGGCAGCGUUGAUGCCAUCACCACCAACGAUCCUGACACCAUUCGUGAAAUUCUUCUUCGCCAAGACAAUGUUUUUGCCUCGCGCCCCAAAACGCUCGCCGCCAUCCACCUUGCCUAUGGCUGCGGCGACGUGGCCUUGGCCCCUCUAGGCCCUCACUGGAAGAGAAUGCGUCGAAUUUGCAUGGAGCACCUCUUGACGACAAAGCGACUCGAAUCGUUCGCCAGACACCGGACAGAGGAAGCCCGACACCUCGUCCAAGAUGUCCACCGCAAGGCCGAUAAUGGGGAGCUCGUAAAUUUGAGGGAGGUGCUAGGAGCAUUUUCGAUGAAUAACGUGACCAGGAUGUUGCUAGGGAAGCAGUAUUUCGGGGCAGAGUCGGCCGGGCCGCAAGAGGCUAUGGAGUUCAUGCACAUAACCCACGAGUUAUUUCGACUAUUAGGGCUCAUUUAUUUGGGUGAUUACUUGCCGUUCUGGAGGUGGUUGGACCCUCACGGUUGCGAGAAGAAGAUGAGGGAAGUAGAGAAGAGGAUUGACGACUUUCACAUUAAGAUCAUUGAAGAACAUAGGAGGGCACGCAAAGGAAUCAGUGAGGAAACUGAAGGAGAUGCCGAUUUUGUCGAUGUUUUACUGUCUCUGCCUGGAGAAGAUGGAAAAGAGCACUUAGAUGAUGUUGAGAUCAAAGCUCUCAUUCAGGAUAUGAUAGCUGCCGCCACGGAUACCUCCGCCGUGACCAAUGAAUGGGCAAUGGCAGAGGUGAUUAAGCAUCCGCCGGUGCUCCGUAAGAUCCAGGAAGAGCUGGAUUCGGUUGUAGGGCCCAACCGGAUGGUCUCAGAAUCCGAUCUACCCCGUCUUAAUUACCUGCGCUGCGUCGUACGUGAGACUUUCCGCAUGCACCCUGCCGGCCCUUUUCUAAUCCCACACGAAGCUACGCGUGCGACCGAGAUCCACGGCUACUAUAUCCCCGCCAGGACACGUGUAUUCAUCAACACCCACGGUCUUGGCCGGAACACCACCGUGUGGGAGGCCGUCGACGAAUUCCGACCAGAGAGACAUUUACCCAGUGAUGGUAGCCGGGUUGAGAUAAGCCACGGAGCCGACUUUAAGAUACUGCCAUUCAGCGCUGGCAAGAGGAAAUGCCCCGGCGCGCCGCUCGGGUUAGUGCUGGUGUUGAUGGCUUUAGCUCGGCUCUUCCAUUGCUUUGAUUGGUCGCCACCGUCGGAGGAGGAUAUAGACACAAGUGAAGUAUAUGGCAUGACAAUGCCCAAGGCCGAGCCCUUACUGGCCUUUGCUAGGCCUCGUUUGGCAGCCCACAUGUAUCGCUAGGUAAUAUAUAUUGUAGUAUGAUGUUUAUCCAAUUUCUUCAUGAAUGUCAUCAUUUUCAGGGUAGAAAAUAUCCUUGAAACAUACUGGUAUAUUCUAUACUAUAAUGAGUU
Messenger RNA from Diospyros lotus (date-plum), 1655 nucleotides. RefSeq names its product cytochrome P450 703A2. Lineage: Eukaryota; Viridiplantae; Streptophyta; Magnoliopsida; Ericales; Ebenaceae. Bases 1 to 1545 code for a protein of 514 amino acids. Gene Ontology annotation, molecular function: iron ion binding; heme binding; monooxygenase activity. The record is from RefSeq and is a predicted model, not a curated record. The transcript is spliced from 2 exons.